This is a messenger RNA of Racocetra fulgida, 680 nucleotides long. The record is from the annotation of a GenBank genome assembly. Lineage: Eukaryota; Fungi; Glomeromycota; Glomeromycetes; Diversisporales; Gigasporaceae.
GCCUUGCACCUCAUGAAGAAGAAGAUCAAGGCUUUGUCUUUGUUCGAAGAAGGAAUGCCCCACUACAGGAAUCUAUUAUUCCUAUUCCGCUCACAGAAACGCCAAUUAUAAAGAAAAAUCAAGUAAUUAGACAAAGUAAGCGGCGUUCGAGUAUAGAAAAAAGAGGCAAAAGAGCGUCUUCAAUUGGUAACGGAUUUGUAGCCAGACCACAUCCGGAUGUGAAUUCAAAUGAAUUUUUUCGUCAUAUUCAGGCAGAAAUGCCGGAACCGAUAAAACUCAGACAACUUUUGGUAUGGUGUGGACAAAGGGCUCUAGAUAAGCAGACUUCAGCCGAUGAAAAUGCACUGAAAAUUGAGAAAACUCUUCCGAAAAAACCACACCCACAAAAUAUCGUAAAUCAGAGGAAAUUAGAAGAACAUGAAGCAACUUUACGAAGGCUGAAAGCAGAAUGUGAAGAAUGGACAAAUUUGAUUUCUGAAAUCAAUUCUUUUCAUGCAUCAGUUGUAAAUGUUGCAUCAUCUAUUCCUUCGGAUGAAGGCAAAAUUUCUAUGUUACCUGAUGAAAUAGACAUGUCUUUCCUACCGGAGGAGCAACAUAAAUUUUUAUUACAAUAUUGCAAUGAAGAUGAGAAAAAUAAAAUAAAUGACUUAGAAAAAAUAAUUCAACCUCUUGAAAUUCAG